CCAAGAUGGCGGCCACCAUGAAGAAGGCGGCUGCGGAAGAUGUCAACGUUACUUUCGAAGAUCAACAAAAGAUAAACAAAUUUGCACGGAAUACAAGUAGAAUCACAGAGCUAAAGGAAGAAAUAGAAGUAAAAAAGAAACAACUCCAAAAUUUAGAAGAUGCUUGUGAUGACAUCAUGCUUGCAGAUGACGAUUGCCUAAUGAUACCUUAUCAAAUUGGGGAUGUUUUCAUUAGCCAUUCUCAGGAGGAAACACAAGAAAUGUUAGAAGAAGCAAAGAAAAAUUUGCAAGAAGAAAUUGACGCCUUAGAAUCCAGAGUGGAAUCCAUUCAGCGGGUGUUAGCAGAUUUGAAAGUUCAGUUAUAUGCAAAAUUUGGGAGCAACAUAAACCUUGAAGCUGAUGAAAGUUAAACAUUUUAUAAUACUUUUUUAAUUUGUUUAAUAAACUUUUGAAUAUUGUUUAAAAUGAUAA
Molecule: messenger RNA, 471 nt
Organism: Cynocephalus volans (Philippine flying lemur)
Lineage: Eukaryota; Metazoa; Chordata; Mammalia; Dermoptera; Cynocephalidae
Product: prefoldin subunit 4
Exons: 1
Coding region: 6-410 (134 amino acids)
Biological process (GO): protein folding
Cellular component (GO): cytoplasm; prefoldin complex
Source: RefSeq, a predicted model, not a curated record